GAGAAAAUACCGAAAAAAAGAAAUACCGAAGAAGAAGAAGAAGAAGAGGUGUUUGUUGACAUCGUGACGUCACGUGCUGGGCGGCCGCGUUUGUGUCCAAGCCUUCUUUCCUUUUCACUAAUAACGCCUGAAAUACCGGUGACAGGUGUGCAGCGCAGGGUAGCGUGAGCACCUGCCAAGCCGGUCACAGUGAUAGAGCCUCAAGAAGACUAAGAAGCUGUGUUGCCGAGGACCAUGUCUGACUCCAGCAGCUCAGAUGAGGAGGCGUCACGGUUCAGGGAGGUGUGUGACCCCACCCUGUGGAGGACGGCUGCGCAGGGAGCCGCCAAGAAUGAAACCUGCAGAGCGGAGGCAUCUGACGAGAAGCCCCAGCGCCCCAGUCAAGGCGACCAGAGGCAGGCCUUCAUGCUGCUGGAGAAGAUACGCACAACCCUUGCCGAGGCGCAGGGCAAGGCAGGGUGUGUGGGGCUGAAGCACAGGGAUGGCCAUGGCUCCGGCACACAGGGCAAGCCUUUGUCGGGCAGAGCAGAGGCCAGCACAGCGAGGGUGGCCAUGGCUGCCCCAUCCACACUCUCUCCCUUCCUGGCCAAACAGCUCACCUCAAGACUGGACGGGAGUGUGGAGUACCAGGGUGGCCAGGAGCACAGACUGACCAAGGAUGGCAGUGGUGAUUGUGGUGGUGGCCAACCCCUCCACCAUCCCCUCCGCCUCCUGACCAACCUGCCGCUCGCCCCUCAAGGCAGCACUGACCCCACACACGCAGCAGCCAGGAGGAGCAGGCCGGACAGAAUUCCCAAGAGACUCUCCUACUUUGAUGGCUGUGAUGCGGAGAGGCUGAAGGCGCAGUGCAGGGCUGUGGCGGUGCCCUCGGAGUGGAUUCUGUCCGGGCAGGCGGCGCACCCCAGGCCACACCCAAAGAACGUCAGGUGAGUAGCAGGGACAUACACA
Messenger RNA from Eriocheir sinensis (Chinese mitten crab), 948 nucleotides. RefSeq lists its product as uncharacterized. Bases 235 to 930 code for a protein of 231 amino acids. NCBI's taxonomy places the organism in Eukaryota, Metazoa, Arthropoda, Malacostraca, Decapoda, Varunidae. The transcript is spliced from 5 exons. The record is from RefSeq and is a predicted model, not a curated record.